Molecule: messenger RNA, 870 nt
Organism: Fraxinus pennsylvanica
Lineage: Eukaryota; Viridiplantae; Streptophyta; Magnoliopsida; Lamiales; Oleaceae
Source: the annotation of a GenBank genome assembly
AUGGGCUCAUCAUUUUCAUUCUUGAUUUCACAAGAAAAUUAUCUGGCAGCCCCUUCGCCGGUGCCGGGACUCGGGGAUUUGCCGGAAAGCUGUGCGGCGUCGGUUCUUGUGUACUUAGACCCACCGGAGAUAUGUAAACUUGCAAUACUGAAUAAGGCUUUUAAUGGGGCCUCUUCUGCGGAUUCUGUGUGGGAGUCUAAAUUACCUAAGAACUAUGGGUCUGUAAUUCAAAGGGUUUUUGGGGAGAGUGAUGUUUUUUCUAAAGAUUUGCGUAAAAGAGAUAUAUAUUCCAGGCUUUGUCGACCCAAUUCUUUUGAUGGGGGAACAAAGAAAGUCUGGUUAGAUAAGAGAACUGGAAAGACUUGUAUGUCAAUAUCUUCGAAUGGGUUGGCAAUUACAGGGAUUGAUGAUCGGAGAUACUGGAGUCGGAUUCCGACCGAGGAAUCGAGGUUCCACUCUGUUGCAUAUCUGCAGCAAAUCUGGUGGCUUGAAGUGGAUGGCGAGGUCGAGUUUCCAUUCCCUGCAGGGUCCUAUAGCCUGUUUUUCCGACUGCAACUGGGACGUGCAUAUAAGAGGUUCGGCCAAAGACUUUGCAACUCCGAACAUGUUCAUGGUUGGGAUAUAAAGCCAGUGCAAUUCAAACUCUCAACUUCAGAUGGACAGCAAGCGACAUCCCAGGUUUACUUGAAAGAACUUGGAAAAUGGAUUUACUAUCAUGCCGGGGAUUUUUUUGUUGCGGAUUCCAGCAAAUCGACUAAAGUUAAAUUUUCAAUGACACAAAUCGAUUGCACACACACUAAAGGUGGUCUUUGUGUAGAUUCUGUAAUAGUGUAUCCUAGUGAGUUUAGAAAGAGGUUGCAGCGUUUUUAA